Lagenorhynchus albirostris (white-beaked dolphin) is the source of this 1408-nucleotide messenger RNA. Its product is annotated as carbohydrate sulfotransferase 6. Gene Ontology annotation, cellular component: Golgi membrane. Gene Ontology annotation, molecular function: N-acetylglucosamine 6-O-sulfotransferase activity. The coding region runs from base 221 to 1408 and encodes 395 amino acids. The transcript is spliced from 3 exons. Gene Ontology annotation, biological process: N-acetylglucosamine metabolic process; keratan sulfate proteoglycan biosynthetic process; carbohydrate metabolic process. Lineage: Eukaryota; Metazoa; Chordata; Mammalia; Artiodactyla; Delphinidae. The record is from RefSeq and is a predicted model, not a curated record.
UGAUGCAGAGCAUGGCGUUCUUCCAAUCCUCCUUCGCUGUUCCGGGGUCCCAGUUAUAUGUGAACGGAGACCUGAGGCUGCAGCAGAAGCAGCCCCUAAGCCAUCGUGGCCUAGAUGUUCGGUACAACGCCCUGAAAAACCUCCAGGCAUCUCCCAUGGAUCUGUGACCGAGGUGGGCAGCUCUCCCAGCAGCCCUGGACAGCAGCCCCCGGCCGGCGGCAUGUGGCUGCGGCGCAUCUCCAGCACCGCGGUGACCGCGCUCCUGCUGGCGCAGACUGGCCUCCUGCUCUUCCUAGUCUCCCGGCCCAGGCCGCCGUCCCCGGUGGGUGGCGAGGAGAGGGUGCACGUGCUGGUGCUGUCCUCGUGGCGCUCGGGCUCGUCCUUCGUGGGCCAGCUCUUCAGCCAGCACCCCAAUGUCUUCUACCUGAUGGAGCCUGCGUGGCACGUGUGGGCCGCUUUGUCGCAGGGCAGCGCGGUGGCGCUACACAUGGCGGUGCGCGAUCUGGUGCGCUCCGUCUUCCUGUGCGACAUGGACGUGUUCGACGCCUACCUGCCGUGGCGGCGCAACCUGUCGGACCUCUUCCAGUGGGCGGAGAGCCGCGCGCUGUGCUCGCCGCCCGCCUGCAGCGCCUUCCCGCGCGGCGCCAUCAGCAGCGAAGCAGUGUGCAAGCCGCUGUGCGCACGACGGCCCUUCGGCCUGGCCCAGGAGGCCUGCCGCACCUACAGCCACGUGGUGCUCAAGGAGGUGCGCUUCUUCAACCUGCAGGUGCUCUACCCACUGCUCAGCGACCCGGCGCUCAACCUGCGCAUCGUGCACCUGGUGCGCGACCCGCGGGCUGUGCUGCGCUCGCGCGAGCAGACGGCCAAGGCACUGGCCCGUGACAACGGCAUCGUGUUGGGCACCAACGGCAAGUGGGUGGAGGCCGACCCGGACCUGCGUGUGGUGCGCGAGGUGUGCCGCAGCCACGUGCGCAUCGCCGAGGCCGCCAUGCGCAAGCCACCGCCCUCCCUGCGCGGCCGCUACCGCCUGGUGCGCUUCGAGGACCUGGCACGGGCGCCUCUGCCCGAGAUCCGCGCGCUCUACGCCUUCGCAGGCCUGAGCCUCACGCCGCAGCUUGAGGCCUGGAUCCACAACAUCACCCACGGGGUCGGGCCAGGCGCCCGCCGUGAGGCCUUCAAGACUACGUCCAGGGACGCGCUCAACGUCUCGCAGGCGUGGCGCCACACGCUGCCCUUUGCCAAGAUCCGCCGCGUGCAGGAGCUGUGUGCGGGCGCACUGCAGCUGCUGGGCUACCGGCCAGUGUUCUCUGAGGACGAGCAGCGCGACCUCGCCCUGGACCUCAUGCUGCCGCGCGGCCCGAGCAGCUUUAGCUGGGCAUCGUCCACUGCCCAGCACUCCGGGCCGUAG